GUCAGAUGCCCCAGAUCAGUUCCUCUUCCUCAGAGCCUCAUAAUAUGACAUCCUCAUGACACAAAGAAGAAACCAGCCUGUGUAGACCAUACACUUUGUGUCUGUACAUUUGGCAAGAAGACAAGCUCUGAAAACCUGCAGCAACUGGAAGAUGCCAUGGUUUCUACUCUCACAGCCCUUGCUUAUCUUGGAUUGAUCCUGGGCUCCGAGAACCCAGUCCUGUCAGGUGCCUUCACUAAACCUACAAUAAAGAUGGUGCCAAGCAAUGUGGUAACUACUGGGAAACAGGUGACCAUCUUCUGUGAAGGGUCCUCACAUGCCAAAGAAUACCGUCUCCACAAAGAAGGAAGUCCCGAUUACCUGACACCAACAACCUUUCUGGAAACUGAGAACAAGGCCAAGUUCUCAAUCUCACCAAUUCAAUGGAAUAAUGCAGGACAAUACUGGUGUUCGUAUAGAAGCCUGACUAACAAAUUACGACAAAGUGACAUCAUGGAGCUGGUGGUGACAGGAGUUAUCCUUGGUGAAGUCACACUGUCUGCCCUUCCCAGCUAUGUUGUGACUUCAGGGAGAAAUGUGACUCUUCAGUGUGCAUCACAAGUAGUAUAUGAUAGGUUCAUUCUAAUGAAGGAAGAUGAGAAGUUCUCCACUGCAAUGCCCUCAUGGAAAAUAUACCCUGUACUAUGGGGAGCCAUUUUCACAUUAGGUCCUGUGACCUCAAACCAGAGAUGGAGGUUCACAUGCUAUGGAUAUUACUUGAGUAGCUCUCUGAUAUGGUCAAAGCCAAGUAACCAUUUAGAGCUAUUGGUCUCGGGGACCCUUCACAAACCCAUACUCUGGGCUCAUCCAGGUUCCAUGGUAACAUCAGGGAGCCCUGUGACCAUCUGGUGUGAGGGGGACCAAGAAACACAAACAUAUGUGCUAUAUAGACAGGGAAGCCUAGAGUCCUGGAACAGACAGACCCAAAAGGACUAUAACAAUAAAGCAGAAUUCACCAUCCCAUCUGUGACAUAUUUGAAUGCAGGGCAUUAUUUCUGUUACUCUUACACCUCUGCUGGGUGGUCAGAACACAGUGACACCCUGGAGCUGGUGGUUACAGGAGUCUACAAAAAACCCAUCUUUUUGGCCCUGAAAAACCCUAUUGUAAACUUAGGAGUGACUGUGACCAUCUCAUGUACCUCAAAUCAGAGUUUUAACUGUUUCCUUUUAAUGGAUGAUGAUCAGAAAAUCUACCGAUUCUUUGACUUACAAUACUCAUAUUCUGGAGAAUCUCUAGCCCGAUUUCAAGUGGGUCCAAUAACCUCUAGACAAAGGUGGAGAUUCAGAUGCUAUGGCUAUUAUACAGAUAAUCCUCAGGUGUGGUCAGAAGCCAGCGAUCCAUUGGAUUUCCUGGUCUCAGGGAACCUCCAGAAACCCACCUUGUGGGCUGAGCCAGGUUCAGUGAUUGAAUCAGGAAAUUCUGUGACCAUUUGGUGUGAAGGGACCAUGGAAACUCAAAUAUAUUUCCUGUAUAAAGAAGGAAGCCCAUCAUCCUGGCUCAGACAAACUCCAAAGGAGCCUGGUAACAAGGCCAUGUUCUUCAUUGCAUUCAUGGAAAAGCAUAAUGCAGGGCAAUAUCGCUGUUACUGUUACAAUUUUGGUGGGUGGUCACAGCACAGUGACACACUGGAGCUGGUGAUGACAGGUGUUCACCAUGGCAAACCUACUCUUUCAGCCUUUCCCAGUCCUAUGGUGACCUCAGGUGGAAAUGUGACCCUCUAUUGUGCCUCAUCAACAAUAUAUGAUUGGUACAUUGUGACUGGGCAAGAUUUGAAGUUCUCCAGAUUCCAGAGGGCACAGUUCAUACCCACCGAGAUGUCCCAGGCUCUGUUCUCUGAGAUCUCUGUGGCAUCUAGAAAGAAAGGGCCAUUUAGAUGUUAUGGAUUCAAUGAAAGUACUCCACAUCUGUGGUCAGAGGCCAGUAAUCCUCUGGAGAUACAUGUUUCAGGGGUUUCAAGGAAGCCCUCUCUGCUGAACCAACAAGGCCCUGUUCUGGCCCCUGGAGAGAACCUGACACUCCGGUGUUCCUCUGAGCUCAGUUAUGACAGAUUUUCUCUAUCCAAAGAGGGUAGAAGUGACCUCCCACAGCUCUCUGUCAGCCAGUCACAGACUGGAGAGUAUUAUGCCAACUUCUUUUUAUAUUCUGUGGAUUUCUCUAUUGCUGGCCAAUAUAGAUGCUAUGGUGCAUCCAGAUUUUCUUCUGAGUGGUCAGCCCCCAGUGUUCCUCAAGACAUUCUGGUCACAGGACAUCCUCCUAUUACACCAAGCCUCUCAGUGAAUCCAGGCACCAUUGUGUCCUCAGGAGAGAAUGUGACCCUUCUCUGUCAAUCAUCAAUACCAAUGGACACUUUCUUUCUGUUCAAGAAAGGUGAUGCCUAUCCCUACAUGCACCAAAGAUUAAAGUUCCAAGGUCCACAAUGUAAGGCAGAAUUCUCCCUGAGUGCUGUGACCCCAAACAUUGGGGGUAUCUUUACGUGCUUUGGUUCUCAAAGCUCAUCUCCUUACCUGUUGUCACACCCCAGUGUUCCUGUGGAGAUCAAAGUUUCAGGACUGGCAAAGUACCAGAAGUCUUUGAUAUGGGUCUCCGUAGUCUUCUUCCUACUGUUCUUUGUCCUCACCCUCUUCUUUUUCCUCAGACUCUGGCAUCAGAACAAGCACAGGAAAGGAGUACAGACAAAGAUUGACUUGCAACAUCCAGAAGGAGCUGUAGAGCCAAAGAGCAUUGUUGGACACCUGCAGAAGAGUUCCAGACCAGCUCCUGCCAUCCAGGAAGAAAUCUUGUGUGAGAAAAGAUGGCCUGGGAGGGAGAUAACUGAGGUCUCAGCAUCUGAUGCUACUGUGAAGGUCACAAGGUCUGCAGACAAUGUGGAGCUAGGCAUACUGAGCCAACAUCAGGAUGACCCCUCCAUACACUUGUAUGCCCAGGUGAAACCUGCUAGACUCAGAAGGGCACAGACUACCUCUUCUUCCCUGUUUCCAAAGGAAUUACAGCACUCUAAACACAGACAGAAAAACAGAGACCAAGUCAUAGAUCAGCAGGUGUGUUUUGACUUCUCCAGAUCCCCAGGUUUCCAGUGGCCAACACAAACCUUCUACUUUUUUCUACUUCAGGCUGAUACAUCUCAGGAUUCUCAUGCUGUGAUUUAUGCCCAGCUGCACAUCAUGACACCAAGACAGGGCAGGCAAACUUCCCUCUUUCCGGGAAGAAUAUGCUGAAUUGAGACCCUUCUCUGUUGUCAACCAGUCCAGAGAGAUCUAGAAUCUACAUUCCGUGGGAGAGGAAGGACUCAGCCAUGUCAGAAAAUGAGAUCUGUCACAGGCACACUGUCAUUGUGCAAAAAUAUCUGGUGUCUAGUGUAUUCUGAGAUCUUCAGGGACUCACCUGAUUAUGUAGUCUGAGAUAAGAAAUAUGCCUGCAUGUUUUAAAUAGGGCAAAUGUUUUGUUAGUAACCAAUGCAUAAAAUGAAGAAAGAAAAUAGGACUGAAGGAA
Molecule: messenger RNA, 3529 nt
Organism: Rattus norvegicus (Norway rat)
Lineage: Eukaryota; Metazoa; Chordata; Mammalia; Rodentia; Muridae
Source: RefSeq, a predicted model, not a curated record